Molecule: messenger RNA, 912 nt
Organism: Debaryomyces fabryi
Lineage: Eukaryota; Fungi; Ascomycota; Pichiomycetes; Serinales; Debaryomycetaceae
Gene: YDC1
Product: alkaline dihydroceramidase
Exons: 1
Coding region: 1-912 (303 amino acids)
Biological process (GO): ceramide biosynthetic process; ceramide catabolic process
Cellular component (GO): endoplasmic reticulum membrane
Source: RefSeq, a predicted model, not a curated record
AUGCUUCCUUUUGCCAUACCAUAUCCACCAGAAAAAGACAAUGGAUUUUGGGGAAUUCCAACAUCUACAAUUGACUGGUGUGAAGAAAAUUAUGUUGUAUCUCCAUAUAUAGCAGAGGCAUUGAAUACGCUUACAAAUUCGGUGUUUAUUGCUUUGGCAUCCUUUGCUAUAUUUCAUGCUUACAAGAAUAAGUUAGAGCCUAGAUUUCUCUUGAUUGGGUUUGGAUUUAUGUUAGUCGGGAUAGGAUCGUGGUUAUUCCAUAUGACACUUAGAUAUCAUUUCCAGCUUCUUGAUGAAUUACCGAUGAUCUACGCAACUUGCAUUCCCUUUUGGUCCGUUUUCAGCGAAUUCAAGACUCAAAAAGAGUCGAUUUUAGUUGGUAUUGGUAUCUUUGUGGCUGCGAACACACUAACCGCUAUUUAUUUGUACUUUAAGGAUCCAACCAUUCAUCAAGUCUCAUAUGCACUUUUGAAUGCUUGUAUUAUAUUUCAAUCGAUCCGCUUAACUCAAGCACAUGUGCAUGAUGCAAGUGCCAAAAGGCAGCUAUAUAGAACCAUGAUCUUUGGUGUUUCAAUAUUUAUACUCGGGUAUUUCUUAUGGAACGUGGAUAUUCAUUUAUGUACACCUAUAAGAGCUUUGAGAAGAGACUGGGGUAUGCCAUAUGGAUUCGUGUUGGAAGGACAUGGAUGGUGGCACAUCUUCACCGGAACUGGUGUAUAUUUCUAUGUCGUUUACGAAGAAUACUUAAGAUGUUUUUUGACUGGUACAGAAAAAUUUUUCAAGUUUAAAUGGAUCUGUGGUUUACCAGUUGUUAACUGCAUUGAUCCAAAAGGUUUAGAUAAAUUCAUUGAAGUCAAAAAAUUGGCAGAAGCCGAUGCAGAAUUUUUAUUAAAUGAAAAGAAAAAUAACUAG